AUGCGACUGCAAUGCCUCAGAAACGUGUGGCGCACUCAUAACAAAUUAGAAGUCAGCAUGCCGAAAGCUCAAUGUCACCGUUUAACCGCUAACAGACUAUAAUGAAACGACUUUAAAACGCCGUUGCCGUUACAACGGAAUACAUAGACGACAUCUACAAAGAGGUAGGCAGUGACCUCCUCAGGAUCUUCUGACUUGCCUCCAUCUUUUGAUGGCUACCUGCAAGCUUAACAUGUCCAUCCAGAUCUGUAGGCUGCUGGAGUUGGCCUUGCACUCACCCUGCUGCCCAGCCAUCAGAAGCCAAUGUUGUUUACCAAAGACAAUUUUAGUAGCUAACAGUGUGCCUGGGGUUCCCGUGCUUCAUAAAAGGGCCUACAGCCUUGAAUCUCGUUCCUCCGGGCCUGGUCGACCAAAGUUUAGUGUAAGCUCUCAGCAACCACGUGCAGAGAGGAUGUCCAACUCCUCAGCACUCACCCACAGGAACCUGUCUGCUUUGGCUUUAAAGGGCCAGCAUCUUCCUCUGUGCUAUUUUGACUCCCUGGAUCUUGGUGAGGUUAAGGAGAAUGUUCGCCGUGCUCGCACUUGUAAGAAAGGCAGACGCUUCUUAGUGGACCCAGACUUGGCUACACUCGUAGCAGACCACCUCGGACCUGACCUACACAAUGACAAGACUAUUAUCUUUGAUUGUCACCCAGGUCCCGGGGUGUUGACUAAGACACUGCUUAAUGCUGGAGCUCAAAGUGUUGUGGCUCUUGAGCCAAACAAGAUAUUUCUUACUGAUCUGCAGGAGUUGGAAUGCAAAGUUGAUGGUCGGCUGAAAGUGGUUCAUUGUGACUUCUUUAAAUUGGACGCUGGCUUGGAUGGAAACUACAAACCACCUGUCUUAUCCUCUGAGAGACUCUUCUCAGAACUGGGAAUAACAAAGGUCAACUGGAUGGAUGACAUCCCAGUGAAGGUUGUGGGCAUCCUGCCUCAGCGUCUUGAACGUGCCAACCUGCUGAAGUUUGUUUAUAACCUAUUAGAACAGCUGUCCUUCUACAGAUACGGAAGGGUGGAGCUCAACCUCUUUAUUAGUGAGAAGGAAUACUUGACUUUGGUGACACUUCCAGGUAAAAUGAUGCAUUACAGACCCGGCAGUGUCUUGUGGCAGAUAGCCUGUGAUAUUGAGCUGCUUCACAAGGUGCCCUGGGAGUCAUUUGUGUCAAACAAACAGUCAUCUCCUCCUAAAGGCAUGCUUCCCAAUGAUCACAUGUGCCUGGUCCGUCUGACUCCACGGGCCAAUCUGUUCUCUGGCGGCCUCACACCAGGCAACGCCUGCACUCUAAUGGUUAUGAUUAAACAGUGUCUGGCAAAGAGGACAGUCAAACUCAUCGACAGGCUAAAUCUCUGGUCACCCGACAGUGGAAGUAAGUUGUUGUCAGAGCUGGCACUAGGCAUGGACAUCCUGACGGGUCAAGUUUCCCCACAUCAAUAUCUUCAACUUUUCCAAUUGAUGGACAACAGCCAAGAGUUCACUCAAAGCUGGCUUUUUGACGAGAUCAUGGAAAACACAGAGAUAGAGAAGUCGAGAUGACAUGUUCAUAAUAUAACAAACACUAUCGUCACGUGAACUGCGUUCAAUCAACCAUACAACUUGUGUAUACUAAUCUGGAAAUGAAAUAUAGAAAAAAGGUAAGUUAUGUUUGGACAUGUACAAGGCGGAAGUACUGAGCAGUUAUGGUUAUUGUUUUAACUUUGCAUUUCCAUUAUGUACUCUUUUUUUAUGAUUCAAUUGAUUGUGAUGCUAAAAACAUGGGCAGCAUCAUAAGGUCAUCAAAUGUGUGCAACUUUGUCUUUGUAAAAGCUCUAAAUGACAGUUCAGCAGAAAUUUGGAGCUCAUAGUGAAACAUGUCUCACUGUUUUGAUAUGUAUUGUCUUUAUUUAAUUGUACGCCAAAUAAAGUUUUAUUUGGUCGGGAAAGGUAAUGCAACUUUCAAGCAGAUUGUUUAAUACACCACUCUUUUGUAUUUUCUGAGUAGAUAAACAUGUUUUCUCAUACAAUUUUUGACAUGGAAAUAAUAUAUUAUAAAUGAAAUAAACAGUUUUGAUUAAUUUGAA
Nerophis ophidion (straightnose pipefish) is the source of this 2097-nucleotide messenger RNA. Its product is annotated as dimethyladenosine transferase 2, mitochondrial-like. The record is from RefSeq and is a predicted model, not a curated record. The transcript has 10 exons. Gene Ontology annotation, cellular component: mitochondrial matrix. Lineage: Eukaryota; Metazoa; Chordata; Actinopteri; Syngnathiformes; Syngnathidae. Bases 212 to 1573 code for a protein of 453 amino acids. Gene Ontology annotation, molecular function: mitochondrial transcription factor activity; rRNA (adenine-N6,N6-)-dimethyltransferase activity. Gene Ontology annotation, biological process: transcription initiation at mitochondrial promoter; rRNA methylation.